Molecule: messenger RNA, 4453 nt
Organism: Mesoplodon densirostris (Blainville's beaked whale)
Lineage: Eukaryota; Metazoa; Chordata; Mammalia; Artiodactyla; Ziphiidae
Gene: WIPF1
Product: WAS/WASL interacting protein family member 1
Exons: 10
Coding region: 354-1841 (495 amino acids)
Molecular function (GO): actin binding
Source: RefSeq, a predicted model, not a curated record
GUUUACAUCCCAGCGAAGUUCCCGGAUGGUCGCAGCCUCCCGGCGCUGAGCACUUUUCCUGCCCGGCUGCUCAGCCCUACGGACUGGGGAGAAGUUUCCCAGAAAAAAAUGCCCGGCGCGCCGCGAGGCCCUGGAGCCCCACGGAGCCGCUGCGCGAAAGCAAGCCAUCCAGCAAAACUUCUAUAGAAAGUAACAGCUGACCCCUGAACGAUGCGGGGGUUAGGGGCACCGACCCUCUGCACGCAGUCAGCCCUCCCUAUCCACGGGUCCUCGGCACCCGGAUUCUGCAUCCUCGGAUUCAGCUACCCACGGAUGAUUUGUCAGCCAGACUGCUGAAAGUGUAACUGUCCAGGAUGCCCGUACCGCCCCCUCCAGCACCCCCACCACCGCCCACGUUUUCUCUGGCCAAUACAGAAAAGCCUACCUUGAGUAAGUCAGAGCAGGCUGGGAGAAAUGCUCUUCUCUCUGACAUCAGCAAAGGGAAGAAACUAAAGAAGGCAGUCACCAAUGACAGAAGUGCACCGAUACUGGACAAACCUAAAGGAGCUGGUGGUGGUGGCGGAGGCAGCAGUGGGAGUUUUGGAGGGGGUGGACCACCCGGUUUGGGAGGACUGUUCCAGGCUGGGAUGCCAAGGCUGAGAUCCACAGCCAACAGGGAGAGUGAUUCUGGAGGAAGUCGACCCCCGAUUUUGCCACCAGGAGGAAGACCCACAUCUGCCAAACCUUUCUCGCCCCCAAGUGGCCCAGGGAGGUUCCCUGUGCCUUCUUCAGGCCACAGAAGCGGACCUCCGGAACCUCAGAGGAACCGAAUGCCUCCCCCGAGGCCCGACGUGGGCGCGAAGCCUGAUAAUAUUCCGCCUCCAGUGCCUAAUACUCCAAGACCCGUUCAGUCAAGUCUGCACAACCGGGGGUCCACCCUAGUGUCCGGGGCCCCCAGGCAGCCCAGCCCCGGGCCGACUCCUCCCCCUCUCCCCGGAAACCGAGGGGCUGCUUUCGGUGGAGGCUCCACCCGCCAGACCCCGUCAGGCUCCUCCUCGCCCUUCUCCAACCGGCCUCCCCUCCCCCCUACCCCGAGCAGGGCCUUGGAUGACAAACCCCCUCCUCCGCCCCCUCCAGUGGGCAGCAGGCCCUCCAUCCAUAGGGAGGCUGUCCCCCCGCCUCCCCCUCAGAACAGCAAGCCCCCGGUGCCCUCCACCCCGCGGCCUUCCCCCUCCGCGCAGGCCCCGCCCCUGCCCCCCAGCCGGCCGGGCCCUCCCCCAGUGCCCCCAGGGUCCAGUGGCGGCGGCGGCGACGAAAUCCCGAGGCUCCCACAGCGGAACCUGUCCCUCUCGUCCUCGUCGUCGUUGUCAUCUGCGCCUCCCUUACCUUCACCCGGGCGGUCGGGCCCUCUUCCUCCCCCGCCCAACGAGAGACCCCCUCCUCCGGUGAGGGACCCACCGGGCAGAUCAGGCCCUCUCCCACCACCUCCUCCAAUGAACAGAAACGGCAGCACAUCUCGGGCCCUGCCUGCCACCCCUCAGGUGCCAUCCAGGAGUGGAACAGACAGUCCUAGAAGUGGGCCCCGGCCUCCUCUUCCUCCCGACAGGCCUGGCACUGGGGUGCCUCCCCCACCUCCACCAUCGACAUCAAUUAGAAACGGCUUCCAAGACUCUUCAUGUGAAGAUGAGUGGGAAAGCAGAUUCUUCUUCCAUCCGAUUUCUGAUUUGCCACCUCCAGAGCCAUAUGUACCAACUACCAAAAGUUAUCCCAGUAAAUUGGCAAGAAAUGAAAGCCGGAGUGGAUCCAACCGAAGAGAAAGGGGUGCCCCACCCCUUCCUCCUACCCCAAGAUCACGAUAUUAAGGUCCCUGAGAGCUGUUUGCUUCCAUGCCUUUUUUGCAUGUUUGGCCUCCUGUUUCCAUGAACCACAGACCACCUAAGCAACUUGCUCAUGUGAAAUGUUUGCAGUUACAGGCUGUCCAAUCUUCGGCGGUCUCGGACAGAGCUGUCCAAUAGAAAUAUAAUGUGAGCCACAUAUACAAUUUUACAAUUUCUAGUAGCCACAUUAAAAAGGAAAAUAGGUGAAAUUAACUUUAAUAUAUUUUAUUUAACCGACAUCCGAAAUAUCAUUUCAGCCUGCAGUCAAUGUAACAAUUUUAAUGAGAUAUUUUAUAUACUUUUUUUGGUACUAAGUCUUCAAAAUCUGGUAUGUAUUUUACACUUAGAACACAUCUCCAUUCAGACUUGUCACAUUGCAAAUGGUCAAUAGCCACACAUGGUUGGUGGCUACCAUGUUGGACAGCGCAGGUCCAGAAGAUAGAGGCUAGUGCAAAAACCUCUUGUUUAAAAAACAAAAAAAGCAAGAUGAGCUUUAUCAAUUCAAGAGGUAACUAAAAAUAAAGUUAGGACCCAACACCUUGUUUGGCAAACAGCUUUCCUUAGAUUUUGCUCCCUUAUUUUCCCUCUUCCCUGGAAAUCUGUAUACAGAUGUUGCUUCACAGUAUCAAGGUCAGAAAUUGAUAUAAUAGGGUUUACAGUCAUGUGGAAUAAAGCCAUUGGAAAGAAAAUGAAAGCCAGUUGGGGCUCCAGGGCUUAGAAGCAGCUGCCUUGAGCUCAUCUGUCGGUUGGCCUCCUGCCUUAUGCAUCGGAAGUGGCUUCAUUCCUCUCCAGCCCAGCUUGCUCCUUAGGGCAGGAGGCUCAUAGGCUCCAUAGUUGUGGGGAAAGUCAGGGAAAGGUAGCAAAUCAGAAAUGUGGAAGAAGGGGACAGUUUUGAGUUGAUGGACAAAACUCUAAAAAUCUAAAUCUGAUGAUUAUGGGGUUGAGAGAAAGAGACUGCUGCAGGAAAUUGGAGGGAACUUGUUUUGAAUCUUUCUGGGAGAAUCAUUUGCCUUGGAUCUAUGCAAAUAAAGCUCCCCCAGAGGACAUAGGGAUGAGCCAGCCUUGCCCUUUUUGUAUGGUUUUGUUUACAAAACUUUACUGGGACUUUUAAAUCUAGCUAUACACUUGGAAAAAAAGAUUUCCAUUUAGAUGUUUUAUAUGGUUAAUUAUGUUUAAAAUUUACCAUUACUUAUUUUUUUAAAGUUCACGGCUAUAUAUGUAUAUGUAUAUCUACCUAAACUCUGUAUUAUGGUUUCAGUGAAUUGUUCAUGUAUUACUGGGAGAUGCUAACAAGAAAUCAAUCCAAAGAAAAAUUUGAAAGAAGCAUUCCUAUUUAUAGAAUAAAUGUUUCAUUUAUGUAAAAGCAAAAGAACUUAGAGUUCUAAUAAUGGGAUGUCUAAUAACUUAUGAAGUUGCCCAUUUGAAUCUGUUGUAUUUUUAUAACUUUCCUUGUCAAAGUCCUGGGCUUAUUUUGGUUCCCCGCCCACCACCAUUAAUUUGUCUUUCAUACGUUCACUUGGGGGCCUUUACCCAAAGAAAAUCAAGAAACAUAAAAGUGUAACAAGCUUGGCAAAGUAUUUUCAAAAAAAGUUUUUAAUCUCUAAUAUUUUUGUAAUAUAGCAGCAUCAUUUUAUUUUGAAUUCUUUGAUCAGAUAUCAAUAGUUGGUAAAAAUCCCUAUGAUAAAGCCUAUUGACCCACUUCAGAAAAGAUGGAGUUGGGCCUUCCUAGCAAAUAUGGCAGAGAAAAGUCUGACCCAAAGAAAAUGGGUCUGAAUUUUGUAAAGUGUAGUAAGUAUGGCCAAUUUCCUUAUAUAUCCCAACUUUGCAGAUACCAUCCUAAGUUUGAAGCAGGAUCACAGCUCAAAGUUGCUAUUCAUCCAGGAUAGAGAUGUUUUAAAAUGUAUUUUUAAAGUGAAUAUUCCAUUAAUACAUGUACACCCUUUCUUUGAAAGUUAGAAACCUAAUCACAUCCCAAAGUUUGAAUAAGUUCUAUGCUAAAAUCGCCAACUAUGGCAGAUCACAAAAAUUAAUAGUUACUUCUCUGAAACCAGAGCUUACAUAUGUUUUUUCCCCAUAAAAUUUCCAAAUAAAUGUAUUCAAGAUGCAAUAGUUUCUUAAUAUUCACAUAUUUUAUAUUGAAAUGUAUUACAGUAUUAAAAUUCAGUGUUCAGUAUUUAUUUCAAUAUGCAUUUUAUUUAGUAAAAACCAAGAAAAAUGUUUAAUCCAGUGGUGCCUUACUUGGUGAUUUGCGAAAAAUUGACUUUUUAUGUCUAAGUAGCAGAUUAUUUGCAUAUUUGUAAGAACUGUUAGGCCUUUAUAGUUUAACUUGUAAUACCAAUUUUGAUAUUUUAGUAGCAGAAAUGUGAUGACUGUUAAAGUGCCCAAAAUUUUCUGGCAUGAAAUUAAUUUUUCCCUAUUUAUAGUCAGGGGCUGUAAAGAAAGAAAAUGUUUUUCAUACCACUGCAUUAUGUGAACAUGCACAUUUUGGUACCUAUGUCAUCAGGGUAGUUUAUAUGGUGGGGUAGGACCUACCCUAGACAUCUGUGUCUUUGUAAGUUAGCCAGACAAUAAAUAAAUGCAGAAUGAUAAGACUGUCA